Messenger RNA from Theobroma cacao (cacao), 1086 nucleotides. RefSeq names its product LIM domain-containing protein WLIM1-like. The record is from RefSeq and is a predicted model, not a curated record. Lineage: Eukaryota; Viridiplantae; Streptophyta; Magnoliopsida; Malvales; Malvaceae.
GGAUAGAAAAAUAUCUUGAGACAAGGGUAGUUAGGUGCGUCAAGGUUGGACAAAAAUGAUUGGCAACAGACACUUUAAUUAUACAAUUACUCCUUUUGGUCUCCGCAAUCCAUUGUAACCCCAUUUCUCCAUCCUCCCUUUACUUAUCUUCUCUUCUUUUCUCAUUCCCAUUAGUCUUUCUGAAAAAUUAAAAAAAAAAAAACUCAGAGAAAGGAGAGGAUAUAACACAUUCAAUUGCUAAUUAUUUGGUGAGGUGAGAGCUGAAACAAUGGCAUUUGCAGGAACAACCCAGAAAUGCAUGGCCUGUGACAAGACUGUCUAUCUGGUUGAUAAGUUAACUGCCGAUAACCGGGUGUAUCACAAGGCCUGUUUCAGGUGCCAUCACUGCAAAGGAACUCUCAAGCUUGGCAACUACAAUUCCUUCGAAGGAGUUUUGUACUGCAGGCCUCAUUUCGAUCAACUUUUCAAAAGAACUGGCAGUCUUGACAAAAGCUUCGAAGGUACACCAAAAAUUGCAAAGCCUGAGAAACAAGCUGAUGCUGAGAAACCUGCUGCAACUAAAGCGUCAGGCAUGUUUGCUGGAACCCGAGAUAAAUGUGUUGGCUGUAAGAAUACUGUGUAUCCAACUGAGAGGGUUACGGUGAAUGGAACUCCCUACCACAAGAGUUGUUUCAAAUGCACACAUGGAGGAUGUGUGAUCAGUCCAUCCAAUUAUGUUGCACAUGAAGGUCGACUUUACUGCAAACACCACCAUGGUCAACUCAUCAAGGAAAAAGGGAACUUAAGCCAGCUUGAGGGCGAGCGUGAGAAGGAGAGAGUUAAUGCAACAGAAGUUGCCGCUGAAUUUUAAUCUGUGUCAUAAAUGUUUGGUUUUUUCUUCAUGUAUCUUGUGUUCUUUUUCCUUUUUCCCCUGUUUCUGUCUGGUUCACAUCGCCUGCAUUCUCAGUCCAAUGGCUUUAUGAUUAGAAGACAUAAAUUUCUUGAUAUAUCUAAUGGAACUGUUGGCUUUUGUUUGCUAUAUUCGAAUGUUUUGUGCAGCAUCUUACCGUCAAAUGAGAUGCCGAGACCUAUUUGAGUCUCAGUAUA